Molecule: messenger RNA, 861 nt
Organism: Metarhizium album ARSEF 1941
Lineage: Eukaryota; Fungi; Ascomycota; Sordariomycetes; Hypocreales; Clavicipitaceae
Product: translation initiation factor IF-3
Exons: 1
Coding region: 1-861 (286 amino acids)
Biological process (GO): ribosome disassembly; mitochondrial translational initiation
Cellular component (GO): mitochondrion
Molecular function (GO): ribosome binding; translation initiation factor activity
Source: RefSeq, a predicted model, not a curated record
AUGAGACGGGUGCCCCCGUGCGUGUACGAUUCCCGCCGGGCGCUCUACCGGGUCUUCGUGUCCCCGGCCCAGGGACCGGCUCUCUCGACCGCGUCGCCGUCGCUGUCGCGGCCGCAGCUGUCCGCCACGCUCCCGGCGCCAGGACCACACGGGAACGAUGCCCUCGCAGCAGGCCAGACCCGCAGGUUUGCGGCGAAACCUCCCGCGCGCGGGCCCCGAGGGCAGACCUCCGUCGCCGCGGCCGACCAGCUCGCCCGCGAGGGCCGCGGCUUCGACACGCGCUUCACGACGCAGCAGGACAUUGCGCGCUCGGGACGCGAUCGGCCGCCGCAGGACCACGAGAUCACCGACCCGCAGAUCAUGGUCGUGGACGACGGCGCCCCCGAGGGGCCCCUCGCCACCUCCUUUGUCCUCACCAAGCUCGAGGCCCACGAGUCGCUGCGCAUGGUGCAGCCGUACGUGCCGGCGGAUCCCAAGAACAACCGCCCCAGUGCGCAGCUGGCCGUUUGCAAAAUCGUCAACAAGCGCGACGAGUAUGAGCGCCAGAGACAGCUCAGGGAGAUGAAGAAGGCGGCUGCGGGGAAGCCCAAGACCAAGGAGCUGGAGCUGACGUGGGCGAUUGGGGAGCACGACUUGGCCACCAAGAUGCGGCAGAUGGGCCAGUUCCUGGACAAGGGGAUGAAGGUGGAGCUUCUCGUGGCGAGGAAGAAGGGCGGCAGGCAGGUUGACGCCAAGGAGGCCGAGGGCGUCCUGAGGAGGAUCCGGCACGAGGUUGACAGGAUUGGCGGCAGGGAGGCCAAGGGCGCGUCAGGCGUCGUAGGGGCGACAUAUAGGCUGUAUUUGGAGGGGAGGCAGAAGUAG